Paramecium sonneborni is the source of this 1630-nucleotide messenger RNA. Lineage: Eukaryota; Ciliophora; Oligohymenophorea; Peniculida; Parameciidae. The record is from the annotation of a GenBank genome assembly.
AUGAAAUAAUUAUCAAAAUCAAUAAGAUAUGCUUAUUGGAAUACAAUAAAGGAUAUCAAUCCUCUUUUUGUAGAAGCAUAAUAUGCAGUGAGAGGAUAGGUGCCUUCAAUGGCAGCUACAAUCUAAGAGGAAAUAAACUCAGGCAAAAAAUACCCUUUUGAUUCUAUCACCGAGUUGAAUAUAGGUAAUCCAUAAACAUUUGGUUAAAAACCAAUAACAUUCAAUAGAAGUGUUUUAUCAUCUAUGUUGGAUCCAAAUAUCUUAAAAUAUCAAUCAGGAGAUGUAUAAAGAAGAGUGAAGUUUUAUAAUGAUAAAAUUGGUUUCUAAGUUGGUGCCUAUAGUUAAUCUCCAGGAUAUCCAAUAAUAAGAGAAGCUGUUGCAAAGUAAUAAUAAUUAAUUUACUCUCUUUUAGUUUUAUCUAAAAAAGAGAUGCCACAAAAAAUAAACCUUCAAUUAAUGAUAUUAUCUUAACUGAUGGUGCAUCUUCAGGCAUUACUUUAAUGUUUAACUUAUUGCUAAAAGAUAAAACUGAUGGUGUCAUGAUUCCUAUUCCAUAAUAUCCUCUCUAUUCUGCGGUUAUUGCAUAAUGUGGAGCAUAACAAAUACCUUAUUAUUUAGUUGAAGAUAAGAAUUGGUCAGCAGAACAAUAAUAAUUAGAAGGUAUACUUUUCAAAUAUUUUUUAUUUAGAAUAAUAUUAGAAAGCCAAAAGAAAUGGAAUCAAUCCAAGAAUUUUAGUAUGCAUCAAUCCAGGAAAUCCUACAGGUUAAGUAUUUGAUAAAUAGAGCAUUGUUGAAAUGAUCAAGUAUUAUUCUCUUUUUAUUCAGGUUUGCUGCAGAUAAGAAAAUUACUAUUUUCGCUGAUGAAGUCUAUUAAGAAAAUAUUUAUGACUCAAAGAAAAAGUUUAUAUCUUUUAGAAAAGUAGCCAAUGAACUUAAUUUGGAUGUAGAAAUUUAUUCUUUCCACUCAAUCUCUAAAGGAAUUACUGGAGAAUGUGGUUUAAGAGGUGGCUAUAUGGAAAUAACAUCUAAGAUUGAUUCAGAAGUUCAUUUUUAAAUUCAUAAAUCUAAAAGUAUAUUUUAAUAUAAUCUGUAUAGCAAUAAUGCUUUGUUCCAAUACAGUAGGGUAAUUGAUGACAGGAUUAAUGGUUACUCCACCAACUGUUGAAGAAGGUUGUUCUGAAUUCACUGUUUUAUAAUAUAAUGAUGAAUGCAAAGCUCUCUUUACUAGUUUAUAAAGAAGAGCUGCCAUUGUUACUCAAUAUCUUAAUUAAACCAAAGGUGUUUCUUGCCAACCUAUUGAAGGUGCAAUGUAUGCAUUCCCAAGGAUCUACUUAUCAGGUAUUUUUAAUAUAUUACUGUUUUAGAUAAAUAUGUCUAACAUGCUAAGAAAUUAGGUUAUGAACCUGAUGUUUUAUAUUGCUUAGAUCUUCUAAAAGAAACUGGAUUAGUUGUUGUCCCAGGAUCAGGGUUCUUGUAAUAUCCAGGAACAUAUCAUUUCAGAAUGACAAUCUUGAUUUUACCAGAAGAGAAACUUCUAGCUAAAAUGAAAAUAUUCCAACAAUGGCAUGAAAAUUAUCUUGCAAAAUUCUAAUGAUCAUUUGUAUAUUUUAUGAACAAAACAAUAACAACA